AUGGCUCCGAAGAUUACAUGGAAAUUUUUCCUAUUCAGUUGUAUCAAGGCCAAGAGCCUGCCUACAGAAUCCAGGUGUAGAGUGUUGAAACAAGAUUAUGUCCGAAGGUUAUCACUUGCUGAUAUAAGUGAUCCCGGCUCGCCGCUUUCUGCAAGUGAUCUCUCUAAUUCUGUCAUUGCAUCAAAUCUUCACAUUUUCUCACUGGCAGAACUUAAAGAGAUUACAAAUGACUUUUCAUCAAGUAAUUAUCUUGGUGAAGGAGGAUUCGGGCCGGUGCACAAGGGAUUUGUUGAUGACAAGUGUAGGCCGGGAAUGGAGGCUCAGCCUGUUGCUGUUAAGUUACUUGAUUUGGACGGCACACAGGGCCACAGGGAGUGGAUGACUGAAGUCGUCCUUCUCGGGCAACUAAGGCACCCCCAUCUUGUGAAAUUGAUUGGAUAUUGUUGUGAAGAUGAGCACAGGCUUCUUGUUUAUGAAUACAUGGCUAGAGGCAACCUAGAAAAUCAAUUAUUCCGAAGAUAUACUAGUUCGUUGCCAUGGUUGACGAGGAUAAAAAUUGCGGUUGGUGCUGCAAAAGGCCUAGCAUUUCUUCAUGGCGAAGAGAAACCAGUGAUAUAUAGGGAUUUUAAGACUUCAAACAUACUGCUAGACUCCGACUAUACUGCUAAGCUUUCAGAUUUUGGGCUAGCAAAGGAUGGUCCGGACGAAAAUGAAACUCACGUGUCAACGCGUGUCAUGGGCACCCAUGGCUAUGCAGCACCUGAAUAUGUUAUGACUGGUCACUUGACGACGAUGAAUGAUGUUUACAGCUUUGGCGUGGUUCUGUUAGAAUUACUCACUGGGAAACGGGCAAUGGAUAAGAACCGUCCUGCUAGAGAGCAGAAUCUGACGAAGUGGGCAAGACCUUUUCUGAAGGAUCCUCAUAGGCUAGACAGAAUAAUGGAUCCAAGACUUGAAUGUCAAUAUUCAAUUGAAGGUGCCAAGAAAGUUGCUGUAUUGGCUUUUCAAUGCUUGAGCCACAACCCUAAAUCCAGGCCAACAAUGAAUAAGGCUGUGAAAAUCUUGGAGCCUGUCUUGGAAUUAAAUGAUGUUCCAGUUGGUUCCUUUGUGUAUAUUGCUCCCACAGAGUGUAAACUAAAAGAGAGUGAUCCAAAGGAAGUACAACAUGAAGAAAUUAGUGAGGGAAAAUUGCAAGAAAAUGGGAAUGAAAUCAAUCAAGAAAAAGAAGAAAGAAAUAAAGAGAAAGGGCACAAUCAGCGACGAAAAGGUUAUAGGCAUAUGCAUAGACUAAGGUCUCGUGCUGUCUAUUCUGAUACUGCUCUAUACAAAACCAUAAGGAACGAAAUGAAAUCUCCCAUCUCUAGACGGUGUUGA
This is a messenger RNA of Fraxinus pennsylvanica, 1374 nucleotides long. The record is from the annotation of a GenBank genome assembly. NCBI's taxonomy places the organism in Eukaryota, Viridiplantae, Streptophyta, Magnoliopsida, Lamiales, Oleaceae.